This is a messenger RNA of Paraphaeosphaeria sporulosa, 1803 nucleotides long. RefSeq lists its product as uncharacterized. Gene Ontology annotation, molecular function: dolichyl pyrophosphate Glc2Man9GlcNAc2 alpha-1,2-glucosyltransferase activity. The transcript is spliced from 5 exons. Gene Ontology annotation, biological process: dolichol-linked oligosaccharide biosynthetic process; protein N-linked glycosylation. The record is from RefSeq and is a predicted model, not a curated record. Gene Ontology annotation, cellular component: endoplasmic reticulum. Lineage: Eukaryota; Fungi; Ascomycota; Dothideomycetes; Pleosporales; Didymosphaeriaceae. The coding region runs from base 77 to 1672 and encodes 531 amino acids.
CCUCCUCAGCAUGACGGCGAAAGCAAUUCCUUCUUUAAGAUAAAUAGGGCCAGAAGACCCAGGUGCGAGAGCAGAUAUGUCUUCGCUGCGGCAGGUGUGGGCGCUCCCCACGGUCCUUGUAGCCAUUGCAAAUAUCUCGGCCACCUGGUACAAGCUUGUGUCCGAACGAGUGCCCAGGCCCUAUCUUGACGAAUACUUUCACGUGCCGCAGGCCCAGAGGUAUUGUCAAAAAGACUACACGUGGGAUCCGAAGAUCACCACACCACCAGGACUAUACCUCGCUUCUCUUCUGAUCAAACCGAUAGCAGGAUGUGACAUAUCAGCAUUACGUGCUCUGAACGUAGGAGCCAUUUGCCUAAUUUGUCUUCUAUCGUACCAAAUUCGCCGGCUUCUUCGUAGGCCGCUUCCUCCUCGCCGCACUCGGACGGAGGCAUCCGUCCCGCAAUUCAAGGACGAUGAGACCCAGACAUCUCUUCUGGAUGCCCAUACCGCUCUCAACAUUAGUUUGUUUCCGCCGCUGUUCUUCUUCUCUGGACUAUACUACACCGAUGUGCUGUCCACGCUCGUCGUUCUCGCUGCAUACUCUACGUACCUAAGCCAGCGGGGAACACAUAAUUAUCUUCUGUCGAGCUUACUUAUUAUCAACAUCGGCGUACUGGCACUUUUGUUCCGCCAAACGAACAUCUUCUGGGUUGCUGUCUUCCCAGCCGGCCUCGCGGUCGUCGACACGCUGAAGUCUUAUGACGAGAUGCUCGAUGCACCCGUUGAACAGGCUGGACCAAGACACUACUUCGCCUUCCUCUUCUACCUUCCCCGAGAUGUCCUGAUGAAACCAAUAGCGGUAAUCAAAGCCGUCUUCCCGUACCUCAUCUUGCUUGGCCUAUUUGGCGGCUUUGUCCUCUGGAACGGCGGUGUCGUACUAGGCGACAAAUCGGCCCACAUGGCAACCAUCCACCUCCCCCAGAUGCUCUACCUUUGGCCCUAUAUGGUGUUCUUCUCGCUCCCACUCACGCUACCUUCCCUCCUCCAGCCCAUACUCCCCGUCCUCCCCAAUCACCUCCGCUCACUUCUCGAAACCAACCUCACAGGGCCCUCAUCGCCCUCAUCGCCCAUAGCACCUAGCGCCCUUGCCGCCCUCCUCUUCAACGUCUCCGCAUUUGCAGCCGUCCACUUCAACACCAUCAUCCACCCCUACUCCCUCGCCGACAACCGCCACUACGUCUUCUACGUCUUCCGCCUCCUGUUCCGGCACCCGGUGGUCAAGUACCUCGCUGUAGGCGUGUACUACAUUUGCGCUCUGCUCACUAUCCGGAUCCUCGGGGCGCCUCCCCAUCCUGCACCCACGCCAUCCGCAAAGACCGCGCCGAAGAGACAGCAGAAACUUGCCAGCGCGAAGGAUAGCUCCGUUCAAAUCAGCUUCGUCCUCGUCUGGGUUGGUGCCACCGCGCUCUCCGUCAUUACCGCCCCGCUCGUGGAGCCCCGGUACUUCAUCAUCCCGUGGGUUAUAUGGCGAUUGCAUGUGCCAGUGGAGCCUGGCCGUGCGACUACGGUGCGGCUGGCGCUGGAGACGGCGUGGCUUCUCGCUGUGAAUUUGGGGGUGGGGUAUAUGUUUUUGUAUCGGGAAUUCACGUGGGCGAGUGAGCCGGGGAGUGUGCAGAGGUUCAUGUGGUAGGGGGUUUGCUUGGACCCAUCAUGUGUAUGUAGAGGGGCAGUUGAAUUGGGUGGAGUGCGUGUACAGAGGUCAAGGGGUUUGCGCUAAGCAGGGAGAUCUGGGGUGAUGUUUUGUAUGUUCUUGAAUUGAUG